Messenger RNA from Acanthisitta chloris (rifleman), 1182 nucleotides. It is a transcript of the gene EFCAB14, whose product is annotated as EF-hand calcium binding domain 14. The coding region runs from base 1 to 1182 and encodes 393 amino acids. The record is from RefSeq and is a predicted model, not a curated record. Gene Ontology annotation, molecular function: calcium ion binding. Lineage: Eukaryota; Metazoa; Chordata; Aves; Passeriformes; Acanthisittidae. The transcript has 10 exons.
AUGCAGGUGGCUCUCAAGGAGGAUCUGGAUGCAAUAAAGGAGAAGUUUCGAACUAUGGAAUCUAAUCAAAAGACAUCAUUCCAAGAAAUUCCUAAACUGAACGAAGAUUUGGUGCAGAACCAAAAGCAGCUAGAACAAAUUGAGACUGGAGAACUGGGACUGAAUAAAAUUUGGACAAAUAUCACAGAGAUCAAUUAUCAGAUAUCACUAUUGACUACAAUAGUAAGUCAUCUCAAAAACAACAUAAAGUCUGCUGCUGGUCUGAUUUCUCUUCCUCUCACAGUAGAGAAACUUCAGAAGACUGUAGCAAACAUAGGUAGCACACUCACCAGUGUGGCUCAUGAUGUUGAAAAUAUACAGACAGCUAUUGAAGAAUACAAGAAAUCCAUAGAAACACUCCAGAAUGACGUGGAAUUAAAACAGAUGCCUUCACUUCCCUCCACUGUUGUGCCAGGAACGGAGAGAAAUCUGACAGAAAAUUGCAAAAAGGAAAACCAGGCACUACGUGCAGCUUUGGAAGAGCUAAACAAUACUGUAGUCACGUACCAAAAGUUGAAUGACAUCAGACUCCUAAAUGUGGAUUCAGCCAUUGGCAACCUUAGCCGGAAGGUUUUGCUGUUUGAAAACUCUCCCCUUGCUGUGAAUAAUCUGGACAGAAGAGAGAACUUGUCUACCAAUGUGGGGAAUGAUGCAACUACCUCUCUAAAAGUGCAAAGUGAAGAUCAACCAGAUAGUGAAACUCAGUCAAAUAAAGAACUGAAGAAAACAGGAACUAGAGAUUCUCAGGUAUCAAAACUGAGAGAGACACUUCAGCUGAUCAGUGCUCUCACAGGCAAGCCAGAAAAUGACAGAUCCAUUGAGACAUCAAAGAAUGUUGAAAGUAGUGCGAGUGCUACAGCAGAGCCCACAGAUCUUUCAAGGCUGGCUUCAAGGUCAGCUGGUGACAACACGGAGAGUAAUGGGCAGCUGAACCAUCUGUCCUUACCAGGAAUUUCCAACAUCAGAGAUCUCCAGAAUUUGUUUGAAAAAGCAGCUGAAGAUGCUGAUGGAAAACUCUCAUAUGAGGAUCUUCAAAAGCUGCUUGGCUCCACAGCCCCAGAGUCACAGAGCUUUAAGGAAUUUGACACUGAUGGAGAUGAGAAAUACACACUAAAAGAACUGAGAUUAGCAUUAGGUAUAUAG